UCAGGCUAGAAACUCUCAGGUUAAAAGGAGUAAACUGCAAGUGUCCUCAACUCAGCUGGCUUUGCCUUCCUCUGAGGUUCCUGGAAAUGACUAGCUCGAGUUUCGAUAGCAAUGAAAAGGAUUUCUUUGAAGAUAAAUUAGAUGAAGAAAGUGUGAUUCUCACAUUGGUUCCAGUUAAUGAGGAACAUAAUGAAGAACAUCAAAUGGAACCAAGUGUAUCUUCAACCUCAGGAGCCAACUUGAGGAUGCCUGGGACAAACAAUAUAGUUUAUCUCCCUCAAAUGAAUGAACAAUUCAAAGAUUACCCUAAUGCAAUUCUUCCCUUGCCAACCAUUUUGCCUUCAUUUAAUAAAGUACGUUGUGAUACUUUGCGGGACUGGUGCCAACAAAUUAACUUGAGCACUGAAGGCAAGAAAAUAGAGAUUUACUUGAGGCUGAAGGAACAUGCUUACUCUGAAGAAAAACAGAGUACUGCCGGAAUACCACAGGAGGAUACCUUGCAGUUCGGUUCGAGGAAAUGCAAGAUGGUGACCAAGAGAACAAGGAGUAAUAAAAAUUGUAAGAUGAGUAAGAGAGAGAAAGAGACCAAUACAGUUGAAGUGAUAACUUCAGCUCAGGAGGCCAUGUUGGCAGCAUGGUCAAGAAUUGCUGCAAGAGCUGUGCAGCCUAAGGCUGUGAAUUCCUGUUUCAUUCCUGUUCUUGCUGAGAACUUUCUGCUGCAAACAUCUGGUGUCAGGUGGUGUGUGGUCCAUGGCAGACCUCUUUUGGGAGACAAAGAGGGGUGGGUUCGUCUGCAAUUCCUUGCUGGUCAGGCCUGGGUGCCUGAAACUCCCAAGAAGAUGAUCUCUCUCUUCCUGUUACCAGCCUGCACUUUCCCAUCCUCAGACCUAGAAGAUAAUAUGUUAUGCCCUGAAUGUGUUAAGAGGAAUAAAAGGAUGAUGGAAAAAUUAAUUAAAAUGAAGAGGAAGAAGAAACCUCGUUUGAAUAUACCCACAUAAUUCCUUUUGGAUGGGGCAUGUCUCAAUAAAGAAUAAAUGGUAGAAUGCUCAC
This is a messenger RNA of Phyllostomus hastatus (greater spear-nosed bat), 1050 nucleotides long. RefSeq names its product developmental pluripotency associated 2 (gene DPPA2). The record is from RefSeq and is a predicted model, not a curated record. Gene Ontology annotation, molecular function: chromatin binding. The transcript is spliced from 7 exons. Lineage: Eukaryota; Metazoa; Chordata; Mammalia; Chiroptera; Phyllostomidae. Gene Ontology annotation, biological process: system development. Bases 87 to 998 code for a protein of 303 amino acids. Gene Ontology annotation, cellular component: nucleus.